Molecule: messenger RNA, 1992 nt
Organism: Malurus melanocephalus (red-backed fairy wren)
Lineage: Eukaryota; Metazoa; Chordata; Aves; Passeriformes; Maluridae
Gene: CAPNS2
Product: calpain small subunit 2
Exons: 1
Coding region: 209-1165 (318 amino acids)
Molecular function (GO): calcium ion binding
Source: RefSeq, a predicted model, not a curated record
GAAUAGAAGAUUGUAAAACAAACACGUUCAAGACUGCAUUCACCUUAAAGGAGAUCAGUGCAACUGAGGAACAGCCACGCUCAUGUAACAGGGCUCUUUUCAAAUUGCUUCAGGUAUGGGCACAGGCAUUUUGAGACUUACGCUUUGUGGCUUUGAACCUCACUAUUUGUUUCUCUAAAAUGAUUCGUCAAAUCACAUAAGCAUAACUAUGCAAAGAAGAAAGGAAAUGAAGGUGUAUCAACACCUGACAGAAACUAGGGAGGCUUGGCUCUGGCAGCCAGAGACGUGCACAGACGUGGUGAAGUCUAAGCAUGCAGAUAAACUGUGUAUUUCCCACACCCAAGUCAGACGCAAAACAGCUUCAGAGAGCUACAGAAGCACUGGAUCUCUGAGUAACUCCCUUCAAAAAAUCUUCACAAUGUUCCUCGCCAAAGCUUUGCUGAGCGGAGGAAGUGGUAGUGGUCGUGGAGGGAGCCUUGCACGUGGCCUUGGAGGUCUCCUAACAGGAGGUGGAGGUGGAGGGAAUAUUGGAGGACUCGUUGGAGGUCUUGUCAACUUUAUAAGUGAAGCAGCAGCUCAGUAUAAUCCAGAGCCACCUCCACCUCCUCGCAAUCAUUUUACAAAUGCAGAAGCUCAUGAGAGUGAAGAGAUCAGACAAUUCCGUCGCCUGUUUGCCCARCUGGCUGGAGAUGAUAUGGAAGUGUGUGCCACAGAGCUAAGGGACAUCCUGAACAAAGUCCUUUCCAGACACCAAGACUUGAAGACGGAUGGCUUCAGCUUGGACACCUGCCGUAGCAUGGUCGCUGUGAUGGACAGCGAUGCAAGUGGCAAACUGGGCUUUGAGGAGUUCAAGUAUCUGUGGAACAACGUGAAGAAGUGGCAGUGUGUGUACAAGCAGCAUGAUACUGAUCAGUCAGGCACUGUUGGGAGAGCUCAGCUGCCAAACGCCUUGAAGGCUGCGGGGUUCCACCUGAACGAGCAGCUCUGCCAGGUGAUCGUGCGCAGAUACGCCGCCGAGGACGGCAGCAUGGAUUUCAACAGCUUCAUCAGCUGCCUGGUCCGGCUGGACAGCAUGUUCCGGGCCUUCAAGUCCCUGGACCAAGAUGGAAGUGGGCGCAUCAAAGUGACCAUGGAAGACUGGCUGCAGCUGACCAUGUAUUCGUGAGGGCAUGACAAAGAAGAAGCUUCAUCUGGAAGACAAACAUGGAAGACUGCAAUCCUGCGUUAUGGGACUGUAGUCUUUUCCUUGUUCUAAGGCAGAUGUAGCUGGUGGUAGAUGGCUCAGCUUCAAAUGUAGUGAUUCCUCUUGUGCAUGCACUGGUCUGCUUUUCUGAAGGGUUUGUCUAGGUUGUUGUUGGGGAGGUUGCAUAACUCUGUCACAGAAAACUGACUCUAGGGUUUGGGGGAUGUAUUGGAAAGAUCAAAGGUUAGUUAUUCUUUCAUGUAAAGUGGUUUAUAUAUAACUACUAUAUCAAAAACUCCUAAGUUUCGUGCUGGUUUUGCUGUUCUGAUUGUCAGCAGUCACUAAGCCAGAAUAAAGGGCUGUUUGCCUGAAGGCAAGAGUGUUGUGCAGUUAUUUCUAACAAGGGGAAAAACAUUAGGGUUGCAAUAACUGUAACGAUUAGUGAAUUUUCCUAAUCAUUUAAUUUUCUUUCUACUUCUUCCUUUUCAUGCUUGGCUGCUGAAGCAAAACCUAAGUGGUACUGUGAGUUCUAUCUGCUGACUGGGACAAAAUGGAAGCCCUAUGUGAGGCUACUUUUGCAAUGAUUUUGUCCUUCUUACAGUUCUAUGAACUAGACUUCACUCUCUUUCCUUCAAGCCUAAGUAUAGUUAUAAGCAAGCAACUUAAAAUACUACCUUUAUAUUUAGAGAAACUUGAAAUAAUUAUGCCGUCACAUAGCAGACAGACAGCCAAAAUCAACCUCUGGCUGAGUUAAAUUUCAUCAGAGUGCAGCAUCCCACUCAAGCAAGUUAUGCAGUUCUGGCUAAGAU